AUGUUUCUAGCCCCACCCUCUUGUCCUCAAAUUCGAUCAUUUAAUAGGGAUUCAAUUGAGUUGGAAUUUGAUCCAAAAAUCAAACGCAGUUUACGGAAGUUGCGAAAAAAGGCACGUCGAGCAAGUUCUUCACCUCUUGGUCUCAAUACAGCCCUUGGUUUAGCAUCCCACAGUUCAUCCAGUGAUCUAGAUUCAAAGAUAGAAGAAGAGAUGGUCGCUGGCAGAACAUUAAAGGAGUUGGCUGCCCCUGAUUUUAAUCAGCAGCCUUUGUGUAUUCAGUACCCUACUUUAGAUGUUGCUUUUGAACUUAAGUCUGGUCUAAUUCACUUGUUGCCUACGUUUCGUGGUCGUGCAGGUGAAGAUCCGAAUAAACAUCUAAAAGUGUUCCAUGUAGUCUGUUCAAGCAUGAAACCGAUUGGGGUGACAGAGGAGCAGAUUAAGUUGCAAGCUUUUCCCUUUUCGUUGGGGGAUGAUACAAAGGAUUGGCUAUAUUAUCUAUCAUCGGGGACAGUCGCAACAUGGAACGAGAUUAAAAGGCUGUUUUUAGAAAGAUAUUUCCCAGACUCUAGAGCUGCCACCAUCAGGAAAGAGAUAUGUGGAUUGCUGCCUAGGGAAAGAAACAUGAUAGAUGCAGCAAGUGGAGGUGCGUUGGUGGAUAAGACUCCUGAAGCUGCCAAACAAUUAAUCUCAAACAUGGUUGCCAAUUCCCAACAGUUUGGUCCAAGACAUGAUGCACCACCCACAAAGGUGAAUGAGACAGUUGGCUGUAGGGAAUGCGCAACAGGUAAAGCUUGUGGGAUCUGUUCGACAAUAGGACACCAAAUGGACAUGUGCCCAACACUUCAAGAGGAAGGGACUGAGCAGGUUAAUGUAGCAGGAAACUUUCUUAGACCACGGAGGCAAUAUGAUCCUUACUCCAACACGUACAAUCCAGGUUGGAGGGAUCAUCCGAAUUUCAGUUAUGGAGGAAAUCGACAAGUAGGAGGUGGACAGAAUUUCUUCCAGAAUAGACAACAACAAGGGUUUCAACCGAAGCAACCUGCGUCACAGAAUUCAAACUCAUCCUUGGAAGAUAUAGUGAAAUCCCUUGCUUUGAAUACCAAACAGUUUCAACAAGAUACAAGAUCUAGUAUUCAAAGUUUGGAGAAUCAGAUGGGUCAAAUGGCAACUGCUAUAAGUCGUUUAGAGGCUCAAGUUGGAGGGAAGUUGCCUUCUCAAACAGUGGUGAACCCAAAGGAAAAUGUGAAUGCAAUAACGCUAAGAAGUGGCAAGAAAGUGGAAGAACCGAAGCUGAACAUUCCAAGUGUAGCAAAGGAAGCAGAAAUUGAAGAUGAAAUUGAGAGAGAAGAGGCUACAACUGAAUCAAAGGUAAUUCCUAACCUUUCAAUUCAACUUUCGUCUAAUACUUUACCUUUUCCCAGCAGAUUCGCGAAAUCAAAGAAAGAAGAGAAGGAUAAAGAGAUUUUGGAGAUGUUUCGCAAGGUGGAAGUGAAUAUACCUCUGUCGGAUGCAAUUAAGUAA
Pistacia vera is the source of this 1521-nucleotide messenger RNA. RefSeq lists its product as uncharacterized. The record is from RefSeq and is a predicted model, not a curated record. NCBI's taxonomy places the organism in Eukaryota, Viridiplantae, Streptophyta, Magnoliopsida, Sapindales, Anacardiaceae. The transcript has 4 exons. The coding region runs from base 1 to 1521 and encodes 506 amino acids.